CAUGAAGAGCCCWGUGAACAAGACGGCGCUGACACUGAUUGCAGUCAGUUCCUGCGUGCUGGCCGUGGUGUGCGGCUCUCAGCUCUCCUGCCCSCUGACCGUCAAGGUGACCCUCCAUGUCCCUGAACACUUCAUUGCCGAUGGCAGCAGCUUCGUUGUGAGUGAGGGGAGCUACCUGGACAUCUCUGACUGGCUUAACCCAGCCAAGCUGUCCCUGUACUAUCAGAUCAAUGCCACGUCCCCCUGGGUGAGAGAUCUCUGUGGGCAGAGGACCACUGAUGCCUGCGAGCAGCUCUGCGACCAAGACACAGGGGAGUGCAGCUGCCACGAGGGGUACGCCCCUGACCCCGUGCAUCGCCACCUGUGCGUGCGCAGUGACUGGGGACACAGCGAAGGGCCCUGGCCCUACACGACGCUGGAGCGGGGAUAUGAUUUGGUGACAGGAGAGCAGGCGCCAGAGAAGAUCCUCAGGUCCACCUACAGCUUGGGUCAAGGGCUGUGGCUGCCAGUCAGCAAGAGCUUCGUGGUUCCCCCCGUGGAGCUUUCCAUCAAUCCCCUUGCCAGCUGCAAGACAGACGUUCUGGUGACGGAAGAUCCAGCAGAUGUCAGGGAAGAAGCGAUGCUGUCCACCUACUUCGAAACCAUCAAUGACUUGCUCUCCUCCUUCGGGCCCGUCCGGGACUGCUCCCGCAACAACGGUGGCUGCACCCGCAACUUCAAAUGUGUCUCGGACCGCAAGGUGGACUCCACGGGCUGCGUGUGCCCCGAGGACCUGCGGCCCAUGAAGGAUGGCACCGGCUGCUACGAUUACUCCAAAGGGAUCGACUGCUCCGACGGCUUCAACGGYGGCUGUGAGCAGCUCUGCCUCCAGCAAACCCUGCCCCUGCCCCACGACCCCUCCUCCAGCACCAUCUUCAUGUUCUGUGGGUGUGUGGAGGAGUACAAGCUGGCCCCAGAUGGGAARUCCUGCCUGAUGCUGUCUGACAUCUGCGAGGGCCCCAAGUGCCUCAAGUCGGAUGCCAAGUUCAAUGACACCCUUUUUGGGGAGAUGCUGCACGGCUACAACAACAGGAGCCAGCACGUCAACCAAGGGCAGGUGUUCCAGAUGACCUUCAGGGAGAAUAACUUCAUCAAGGAUUUCCCCCAGCUGGCUGACGGCCUCCUGGUGAUCCCRCUGCCCGUGGAGGAGCAGUGCCGUGGUGUCCUCUCAGAGCCCCUUCCUGACCUGCAGCUUCUCACRGGGGACAUCAAGUACGACGAGGCCAUGGGCUACCCCAUGGUGCAGCACUGGCGGGUCAGGAGCAACCUGUACAGGGUGAAGCUCAGCUCCAUCACCCUCUCUGCAGGCUUUGCAAACAUCCUGAAGAUCCUGAACAAGGACAGCAGCCGUGAGGAGCUGCUCUCCUUCAUCCAGCAGUUUGGCUCCCACUACAUCGCGGAGGCGCUGUAUGGCUCCGAGUUCAGCUGCACCAUCCACUUCCCCAGCAAGAAGGUCCAGCAGCAGCUCUGGCUCCAGUACCAGAAAGAAACGACCGAGCUUGGGAACAAGAAGGAGCUGAAGUCCAUGCCCUUCAUCACAUACCUGUCAGGCCUGCUGACAGCACAGAUGCUGUCUGAUGACCACCUCAUCUCGGGGGUGGAGAUCCGCUGCGAGGAGAAGGGGCGCUGCCCGUCCACGUGCCACCUGUGCCGGCGCCCRGGCAAGGAGCAGCUCAGCCCCACGCCGGUUCUGCUGGAGAUCAACAGGGUGGUGCCUCUGUACGCCCUGAUCCAGGACAACGACACCAGGGAGGCCUUCAAGGGAGCCCUGAUGAGCUCAUACUGGUGCUCGGGGAAAGGCGAUGUUAUCGAGGACUGGUGCAGGUGCGACCUCAACGCCUUCGAUGAGAACGGCCUCCCGAACUGCAGCCCUCUCCCUCCGCCUGUCCUGCGGCUGUCCCCCAACGUGGAGCCCUCCAGCACGGUGGUGUCUCUGGAGUGGCUGGAUGUGCAGCCUGCCAUCGGGACCAAGGUGUCUGACUACGUCCUGCAGCACAAGAAGGUGGAUGAGUACACGGACACAGACCUGUACACAGGAGAAUCCUUGAGUUUUGCGGAUGAUUUGCUCUCUGGCCUGGCAACCUCGUGUGUGGCAGCGGGUCGGAGCCAYGGAGAUGUCCCUGAAACCAGCCUCUAUUCGGUCAUUUUCAAGUGCCUGGAACCAGAUGGUCUGUACAAGUAA
Molecule: messenger RNA, 2221 nt
Organism: Malurus melanocephalus (red-backed fairy wren)
Lineage: Eukaryota; Metazoa; Chordata; Aves; Passeriformes; Maluridae
Gene: ASTN2
Product: astrotactin 2
Exons: 15
Coding region: 2-2221 (739 amino acids)
Biological process (GO): neuron migration; neuron cell-cell adhesion
Source: RefSeq, a predicted model, not a curated record